Candidula unifasciata is the source of this 3006-nucleotide messenger RNA. NCBI's taxonomy places the organism in Eukaryota, Metazoa, Mollusca, Gastropoda, Stylommatophora, Geomitridae. The record is from the annotation of a GenBank genome assembly.
UGUCUGACUGGUGGAUUGACGAAGGCAGAGACCUGCCCAAGGGAAGCAAGUCGGACAGUGUUCCCCUGACCACUUGGAGGCCCAAAGGCGCAGCCCAGACUGAAAACAGAAGUGAUUACCUCCCACAGGAACUUGUGGAUGUCAGGAAUAUGUCCAAAUGCCGGCCAGGCACUGUCGGACCAGGCUGUCUGUUUACCUGCCAGAGUUGUCUUAAUGGGGCCAGGUGUGACCAGCGACAGGCGGCCUGUAUCUGCCCACCUGGCUGGAGAGGUCCUCUUUGUGGUGAAAGGUGUUCAGAGGGUACCUAUGGCAGUGGCUGCAACAGUCUAUGUAGAUGUCAGAAUGGUGCCACCUGCGAUGCUGUGACCGGCGGUUGUCGAUGUCCUCCUGGGUUUGACGGGGACUUCUGCCAGGUUGGCUGUCCUGCUGGCUUCUAUGGUAGUGGUUGUGACCUGCUGUGCCUGCAGCCGUGUCCAAGCGGUCACUGCAACCAAACCCAUGGCUUCUGUAGCUGCCCGCCCGGGAUGUCCGGCUUGUUCUGCGACCAGUCCUGUUCUCUAUUCACCUUUGGGCCUGACUGCAUUGAGCAGUGUGGAUGUAACAAGGAGAAUUCUCUGGGUUGUCACUCUGUGACGGGGAUCUGUGACUGUAAGCCUGGCUAUGAAGGUGAGCGCUGUGAGAAACCGUGUCAGGACGGAUUCUUCGGCAAGGAUUGCGACAAGCUGUGUGACUGUCCGGGAGGCUCCAAGUGUAACCACGAGACGGGUCAUUGUUUAGGCGAGUGUCCAGCUGGAUUCAUGGGUCCACGUUGCAACACUUCCUGUCCACCAGAUAGAUGGGGCAUCAGCUGCAAGAAUGUGUGCAAGUGUGAGAACAACGCUACCUGUGACAGGGUUAGUGGCCAGUGCCUGUGCACCGAUGGCUGGUACGGGGCUGACUGUCAUCAAGCAUGUCCUAACGGGCGGUUUGGUCCCCAGUGCAUGAUGCGAUGUGUGUGUGAGAACAAUGCUAGCUGUAGCCCUGUAGACGGAAGCUGCUCUUGCCAGGCUGGCUGGACAGGACAGAUCUGUGAUGCGGCUUGCCCCUCUCCCUCGUUUGGAGAGGGCUGCCAGAAGAGGUGCAGCUGCAGCAACAGUUCUCUGUGUGAUCCCGUGUCUGGAGAAUGUCUAUGUCCUCCUGGCUGGCGAGGCAGCAACUGUCAGGAGAAAUGCCCCCUGGGUUUCUAUGGCCCCGGAUGUGGACAGUCCUGUCUCUGCCAGCAUGGAUCGAACUGCAGCCAUGUGAGUGGGGCUUGUGACUGUGCACCAGGCUGGAGAGGAAAGUACUGCGAGAAGGCUUGUCCUGAAGGCUUCUAUGGCAUGAGGUGCCUGAGUCAGUGCACCUGCCUCAACGGAACUGUCUGUGACCACGUGACCGGCGAGUGCCGAUGUGCCCCUGGGACUAUGGGGGCUUUAUGUAACCACACCUGUCCCCAGGGAUAUUGGGGCGGCAACUGUCAGAACCCCUGUGACUGCCAGAAUGGGGCUUUCUGUGACCCAGUGAGUGGGUCCUGCCUCUGUAAGCCUGGCUGGACCUCGACAAAAUGUAAUGAAUCGUGUCCACCGAAGAUGUACGGCCAAAACUGUAUGUACCGAUGCUUCUGUAUGGAGAGGGGCUCCUGCCACCCUACCACAGGCACCUGCAACUGUACUGCAGGCUGGCAGGGAGCAGUUUGUGAGAAACCAUGUGAAGGUGGUUUUUACGGCCCCAACUGUGAGUUGCAGUGUGAUUGUCUCGGCAGUAAGUCAUGUGACCGUUUCAGCGGAAAAUGUACAUGCCAGCCUGGUACCAGAGGACGGCGUUGCGACAAACAAUGUGACCCCGGCUCAUUUGGACCUGGUUGCCGAGGAGUUUGCAGCUGUGGCGACAGCAUGGUGUGCCAUCAUGUGACCGGACAGUGUAUGUGUCGGGCCGGUUUCUACGGAAGGAACUGCAGCAAGGAGAAGACAAAAGACGAGUCAGAGAAACAAAAACAGGACAAUAAGACUCUCAUCAAACCUCAGAAGAUGCUGAAAGACAAGACGACACUGAAUAAACUGAAAGCAGCUUCUUUGAUGUUUGGCUGCAGACUCGGGGAGUAUGGACCCAACUGUGACCAGGUUUGUUUCUGUGACAACGACGCCAAGUGUGACGUGGCGACCGGCACCUGCUUCUGUCCCGAGGGAUUUGUCGGAGCCACAUGCUCCCAGAGGUGCCCAGAUGAUAGAUACGGGUUCAAUUGUUCUGGCGUGUGUGACUGCCAAAAUGGGGCCAGGUGUAACAAGAGGAUGGGUCGGUGCAAAUGUUUGCCUGGAUACAAGGGAGACAAAUGUCAGGACAUGUGCCCAUCUGGAACAUUUGGCCAGGACUGUAUGAACAACUGUACGUGCCGUCACGGGCACUGCGACCACGUCACCGGGUCCUGCCGUUGUCAGCUGGGCUGGAUGGGACAACAGUGCAACCAGACCUGCCCCCAAGGGAAGUUUGGGCCGGACUGUGUGCAUACUUGUAACUGCCAGAAUGGGGCUUCCUGUGAUCCAGUUACAGGAUGUUGCAGUUGUCAGGAAGGAUUCUACGGGAUCGGAUGUGAACUGGAAUGCCCCGAUGGCAUGCAUGGAGCUCACUGUACCCAGCGCUGUGACUGUGUUAAUGGAGCUUCCUGUUCACACUUAACUGGCCAGUGCCGAUGUUUGCCAGGUUUUACUGGUGACAGAUGUGAAAACUCUUGUUCCAAGAACAGAUGGGGAGUCCACUGCCGAGAGAAAUGUGCCUGUGGAAAGAACAACAGCUGCGACGCCGUCACUGGACAGUGCCACUGCCCACCUGGAUUCCACGGAGACCGGUGUCAGAUGGAAUGCCCAGCCGGAAGGUACGGCCCAGGAUGUGUCUACUUCUGCAGCUGUGAGAACCAAGCCACCUGCGACAUCAUGUCUGGGGCAUGCAUCUGUCCCGAUGGGUGGCUGGGUGCCAGGUGCCAGACAGUUCACA